Molecule: messenger RNA, 1245 nt
Organism: Brassica oleracea var. oleracea
Lineage: Eukaryota; Viridiplantae; Streptophyta; Magnoliopsida; Brassicales; Brassicaceae
Exons: 1
Coding region: 1-1245 (414 amino acids)
Source: RefSeq, a predicted model, not a curated record
AUGGCAAAAGAAGGAAGGGUGAGAGGUAUUGCUCUGUCACAGGAAUACUUUCAGUUUAUCUUUAAGAAUGAACACGAUCUGAUGGACGUGUUAGAGAAGGGUGUUCAGACGUUCAAUGAGUGGGUGAUUGUGUUGGAGAGGUGGGUCGAGAAUCCGCCAGAGGACUACCUGCAAUUCAUCCCUCUAUGGGUUCAGAUGAGGAACAUACCUGUAAAUUAUUACACAACGGUGGCGCUAGAAGCCCUGGGAGACAUUGUUGGGAAAGUUAAAGUGGUAGCUUUUGAUCCAACGAAGCCGAUAACUCAAGACUACAUCAUAGUUUUGGUGAGGUUCAAUGUAGCUAACCCCUUGAGAACGUCUACGGUGAUAGACCUUGGUGGGGGAAAGUUCACGGUUAUUCGGUUCAGUUAUGAAAAGGUUCAGAAAAGGUGUUAUCAUUGCCAGAGAUUGAACCAUGAGAAACCAGUGUGCCCCAUCCUAGUGCGUCAAAGACAAGAAGAGGCGCAACUGAGGAGAAGCAGAGUCCAGGAAGAACUUGCUUUGAAGAAACAAGUUUUGCAGGAACAUAAUCCUCUCUUUGGGGUUUUGCUUGAGUCGCAAUUAGGGAUAAACCCAUUAAAUGGAAGACCAAAAAUAGCAGAAGAGGUUUUGCAAGAGAUGAGGAGAUAUCUGGUGGCUAAUACCGGAGAAGAUUUGGCGAUUAAGAUCGAUAAAGUGAUUAAAUCAGUCAAAGAGGCUGAGAAGGAUCCAGAGGUUCAGAGAACAUGCUUACGACUGGAAGAGGCACCGGAAAUAACCAAGGACCUUAACAGAGGCAAAGGAUUGGUCUUUGAUUACAGUCAGAAGGUAGAUGAUCAAAAGAAACAGCUAAGCAUCUUCAAACCAAAGAAGCUAAUGGCUGAUGCCUUCAAAUCAAACUCUACUCCAGUCCGAAGCUCGUUAGGAGGGGCAGAUGCGGAGAGCAGUGGAAACAAUGUAGUUGCUUUCUUUACAAACUAUUCAACGGUGUUUAAGCCAGGAACCUCGAGACCUGGUGUAUCCGGAAUAGUAAGGAAAAGAAACAACACCCGCAGAAGACCUUCAAAAUCAGCAAGGAAACCUAGAAAAGGAGGAGCCACCAACGAGGUUAUGGCAGAUUACACGGCUCAGAGAGAAGGAAAGCAAACUAUGGGGAAAAUAAGAGAAAGAAUGAAGAUCAGGGAGAGGAAGGAAGGUCAAAAUCAAAGGCGAGCAGCCUUCAGGUGA